Messenger RNA from Penicillium paradoxum, 4815 nucleotides. RefSeq names its product DNA-binding E3 ubiquitin-protein ligase SNT2. The record is from RefSeq and is a predicted model, not a curated record. Gene Ontology annotation, cellular component: Lid2 complex. The coding region runs from base 1 to 4815 and encodes 1604 amino acids. Gene Ontology annotation, biological process: histone catabolic process. Gene Ontology annotation, molecular function: ubiquitin-protein transferase activity; chromatin binding. The transcript has 2 exons. Lineage: Eukaryota; Fungi; Ascomycota; Eurotiomycetes; Eurotiales; Aspergillaceae.
AUGACCACUCCCAACUCUCCGGAGCCAGUGGCCGAUUCGGCCAACGGCUCCGCCACCGCGUAUGGCACGCGCUCCAGAGGUCGCAAUGCCCCUCGGCCAAAUUAUGCUGAGGACCGUGAUCUGGACGCGGAUAUCGAUCUCUCUGCGCCAACCUCCAAGUCUGCCAAACGACAAAGCGGCGUGGCUCUCAAUAACAUCGUCAACGGCGCUCACCCGGAUGAGAAGACCUCAUCGGCGCAACCUAAAAAGAGCCAGACCAACGGUCACGGCACAAAUGGCUCGGCAAAAGACGCCAUUCCGGGCACUUCUUCAUUCUCUGCCAGGCCGGAUGAUGCUAAUGGGUCUAAUGUGAGGAAACGCAAACAACCGGCCAGCACGCCAAGCUCAACACCCACUUCCGGCAGUGCUGCCAAGAAGAUCUUCACCUCCCCACCAGGCGAUUCCGAGGGAGGCUAUAUCACCAAUAUGGUGAGCUUUGAAAGCUCCGGGCCAUAUUUACAAGACGGUCAAUUAAUAGCUGAUGAUGGCACCACUUUUGCCGUCAAUGACCACGUCUAUCUAAUUUGUGAACCUCCUGGUGAGCCUUAUUAUUUAGCAAGAAUUAUGGAAUUUCUUCCAUCGAAAACCAAACCCGGUGGUUAUAUUGAGUCCAUGAGGGUCAACUGGUAUUAUCGCCCACGAGAUAUUCAGCGCCAUUCUCCCGAUAGUCGAUUUGUUUUCGCUUCCAUGCACUCUGAUACCUGCCCUCUUUCUUCGCUGCGAGGCAGAUGCGACAUCCGCCAUGUAUCGGAGAUCGAGGACAUCGGUUCCUACAAGAAAAGGAGAAACAGCUUCUGGUACGACAAGAUGUUCGACCGAUAUAUUCAUCGUCUUUACGACGUCAUUCCAACUAAAGAUAUUAUCAAUGUUCCGGCAAAUGUUAAGAAGGUUCUUGAUGAACGCUGGAGAUUCAUUCUCGUCGAGAUUGGCAAAGGGAAGGAAUUGACGGGUGCCGUCAAAACUUGCAAGCGAUGCCGGUUAUACGCUGCAAACUCCGAAUCGGUGGACUGCGCCGUUUGCCAUUCGACUUAUCACAUGCAUUGUGUGCGACCCGCUUUGACCAAGAAACCUGCCCGAGGCUUCGCUUGGGCUUGUGCUGCUUGCAGUCGCGCCCAGGAGCGCAAACUUGAAGCACGCAAUACACCAUUGACCGGUAGCAUCCGAGCAGACGGUGAAGAUGUGAUUAUGGAAGACGAAGAGGAGGAGGAUCCUUAUCAGGCGAAUGGUGUAGCGAACGGUACCUCCGUCAGCACCCCCGCGGCGGAGGAAGAUUUCAUGCCUCUGCCCGCAACCGCGGAACAGAUCGCACAAGCCAAAAUGUGGCCUUAUCGAUACCUCGGUAUUCAUUGUCGCGUGGAGGAUGCUCUGGACUACGAUGAUCGAAUUUACCCUCGAGCCAGCUCACGUCUAGGAACUCGACACCAGGCAAUGGUCCCUGCUUGGCCAGGACGCGCAGUUGAAUACGUGAAACCUCUCGAUGCGAAGAAGAAAUCCAAGGUCUCUGGCAGCAAAAAGGAUGGCAAGCUUUCUAAGGAAGCGCAGGCAGCUCUGGAAGCGGCGAAGCAUGCGAGGGCAAACCGACCAAAAUGGGUCCAAGAUGAGCCCGUAGGCUAUAUCCAUCGCGGCCAGGACGAACCGGUCGCAAUUAACGGGAAACAAAUGCGCACCGCCGAACUUCUGUUCAAGAUGCCCACUGCUGAUCAGAUCUCCACCCGAGGCGAGGAUGAUGCACCUGGGUCACAUUUGAGUGAUGCAGAUCGGCAAAAGUUCAUCGACGAUUACAUGCGCCAAGCCAAAGAACUUGCCCCCGGUAUUGGAGUUGAGAAAUACUCCACGAACUUCCUCGACAGAGCCAUUCAACUUCUCUACUCCGAGAGCUUCGAUGCCCAGGCGGCUCUUGCCAAGCUAAAGAAGACCAACAAGUACAAGGAUCUCAAGGAGCCUCACAUUCGACCGGAGGAGCUCAAGUUAUUUGAACAGGGAGUUGCCAAGUAUGGAUCCGAAUGGCGCAAUAUUAUGAAGCACGUCAAGACUGUCCAUAUCUAUCAGAUUGUCCGAUUCUACUACAUGUGGAAGAAGACACCCAGCGGUCGUAAGAUCUGGGGCAGUUAUGAAGGCAGACGUGGCAAGAAGGAGGUCCGCCGCCACAGUGUCGUUUCAUCCAAACUCCUCGAUGAUGUAGCCGACGACCAUGACGAUUCUUCCUUUGAUCCUGAGAAAGCCGUCGUUCUGAAACGUGGGUUCCAUUGCAAGUUCUGUUCAACCCGUCACUCGCGGCAAUGGCGCCGCGCGCCGCUCGUACCACCGGGUACCGUUAUUCCAUCGGAGCCUUCUAACAAGAAAGACAAGGGUCCCAUGCUCACUGUUUCGCUCUGUCUUCGCUGCGCUCUGCUGUGGCGGAAAUAUGGAAUCCAGUACGAGGACGUUGACGAGGUUGCAAAGAGGAUCGCAAGCAGCGGCAACAAGUCAUGGCGACGACGAAUUGACGAGGAGAUGCUUGCGCAAUUGAUUGUAGCUACCGAAACCCCAUUCGUGAUCACCAAUGCUACGGCAACGACAGCCACGGCGAUGGGUAUCCCGCUUGAUACGAAUCCUCGACUUUUGCUGGAAGGCAAGGUGGAGCCGACGAAGAAGAAGACCAAGGAAACACCUGCGCCUUCAACCGCGACGUCUGUCGAGCCUAUGCCGAAAAAGAAGGCCGUUGUUGAGAAGGUAGUGGAGGCUCCACCAAUUAUUCCCGAUCCUCCCAAGGCCAAGACCCUGCCUUGUGCGAUUUGCAAUCAAGUCGAACCUUCGGGCGAAGAGCAUCUUUCUUGUCGAGACUGCCGUCUCACAGUCCAUCGCAAUUGUUAUGGUGUACGAGAUUCGCGCGUCACCAGCAAAUGGCUGUGCGAUAUGUGCUCCAACGAUCGCAGCCCGUCGAUUUCUACAAAUUACACAUGCGUUCUUUGCCCAGUUUCAUGGACCGAGCACGAUCUCAUGGAAACGCCCAAGAAUACCUCCCGCAAGAAGACCGAGCGUGAUAAGGAGAAGGAACGUAUGGAGAAGGAAAUGGUCGCCGAGGCGAUCAAGCUCUAUCGCCAGCGGCAGGAGGCUGUUGGAAAGCCCGUCGGUCCUCGUGAGCCCCUCAAGCGUACCGCAGGUAACAAUUGGGCACACGUGCUUUGCACCAUGUGGACCCCAGAAUUGAAAUACGGCGACGCACGGGAGCUUGAACCUGCUGAAGGAUUCGGAUCCAUUCCUAAGGAGCGCUGGCGCGAGACAUGCAAAGUGUGCAAGUCAAGCAAGGGUGCAUGUGUGCCCUGCAGCUUUGCUGGGUGCAAUGCUCACUUCCACAUUGGCUGUGCUUUCCAAGCACACUAUCGAUUCGGCUUCGAUGUUACACCCAUCAAAAGUUCACGCCGAGACAGCAUGCGAUCUAUCCGCCUGGGUGAAGACGUUGGAGUGGCGACACCUGCUAUUUACUGUCCGAACCACUCUGUGCCGGCUGCUAUGCACGAAAUCGGCGAACAGACAAGCCAGGGCCAUCUCAACGCCCUGCAGUUGUUCGCCCAGACCUAUAAGCAGGCUGAUCUUACACUCACUGGAACGGUUCGGAAGGCAGCGUAUAUGCACCAAUCCGUUGGGGCCCCGGCAAACCCUUCCACCACUGCACAUCGCCGAGCCUCAACGACCACUACGCCAGCUUUGAAAGAUACCCACAAAGUUCACCCAGAGGAUGGACCCGAAGACCCCAUGGAUAUCGAUACAGAUAAUCAAGUUGCACCGCGACCAACCGCUGCUGGUGUCGAAACCACUCGCAAAUGUGUCCGUUGUGCUACUGGCUUUAGUCCUAGGUGGUGGGCCGUUGGGCGACGACCCAUCAUGGCCAAUGGCUCAGGACACCCACAUCACCCGCAUCAAGGUCCUUUCUCUCAUCACAAUGGAGAUCCUACCGAGCUAGCAUAUGAGUGUCACAAGUGUCACUUGAAGAACCCAGCGCCCCCACCACCUCCUCCACCGCCUGCGCCAGAGGCUACGCCCGACCAACGGCCCUCGCCAUACUCUGCUCAACGUCCUAUGAUACCCACUUCACGGAUGCCUACUCAUGCAACUCAUACGUUCUUGCCGCACCCACACCCACAUCCUCCUCCCCCAAGUGGAGUGCUUGGGCGGCCGAUGCCCCCGACUCACGCACCCAGCGGGCUCUCCGGACCAGGAUACACUGGACCAUACGAGCAACGCCCCGCGCCAGACAUGGGUCUUCGUAACGGCAUGUCACAAUCUCCCUAUCCUACAGCACCACCACCUCCUCCCCAUCACAUGAACAGUUAUGCGCCGCCCCAUCCCGCAGGCCCACCACCUCAACACUAUACCAGCGCUGGACCCCCGGGGCCGCCACCCCCAUAUCCCACGCAUCAAAGCCCAUAUGGUCCUGUGCCAUCCCGCUCGCCCCAUCUUUCACAGGCGCCCCCGCGAUCAUAUGCAGCCUCUGCAUCCCCUCCAAUUGUGCAGGCAACGACGAUCAAUCGUUCACCUCAGACCUCGCUGUCCGCUCUCAAUGGCGGCCCACCUCCUCGAAUUUACUCUGUCGACCGUGUGAUAGGAGCUCCCUCUCACUCACCCCCAGUGACCCAGGCUCGCAUGGAUCCGCGGGGGCCCACCCCUCCCAAUCGACCUGAAGAUACACCAUCUACCCACAUGGGUGGGCCACCUAGCAGUCGGCACUCAGGCGUCAACGGUGCACCCGGGACCGGAGCGAGCGCAAGCCCAUCCCUCAAGAACCUUCUCUCAUAA